Messenger RNA from Triticum aestivum (bread wheat), 1702 nucleotides. RefSeq lists its product as uncharacterized. The record is from RefSeq and is a predicted model, not a curated record. Lineage: Eukaryota; Viridiplantae; Streptophyta; Magnoliopsida; Poales; Poaceae. The transcript is spliced from 3 exons. The coding region runs from base 189 to 1490 and encodes 433 amino acids.
CUGAGAUACAUACAUAUAUAUACUUCCAGCGUCCAUAUGGGCAGAAUAUGUGAAGGAGCUAGCAUCGGACAAGUUGGAUUGCAGAUACACAGAUUGAUCAAGGAGUAGCCACACAAGUUGGCCCAUCGAUCCACCAUGACCAGCUCGGAAAUCCUCUGUGAACGACCGAAGUGGAUAUAUAAUAAUCAAUGGCGUGGAGCCUAGGAUCUCAGCGCCAAGAAAUCGUGUCACACAAUGGACACGCUCAUCAGCCACCACCUCAUUCGCGAUUGAUCAGCAAACUGGAGGAAUCUGAUGGAACAUUAUUAUGCCUAAUAGUAGCAACCUGCAAACUCGUCAGCAGUGCCUGCAAUUUCCAUGUGUUUCUAUUAAGUGAUGAUGGUUUUACCCACAAAGAAAUCACUGAGUUGGUGGCUGGCACAAUGGUGGUUGCUAUUUGCUACCCCUAUAUACUUCUGAAAUGGCACGAAUUGAUCUUCCCGAACUUGACACCCUUGAAGUCGUGGGUCGCAUGGCGUCCUAACGUCAGGAUUUUCAGAGACACAGGCGUUCUUGUGAUUAUUUCCUACCUGCUAUUGCUGGACAUCAAUUGGAGAUUCCUCUUACUUGCCAUCUUUCCUAUUAUGGCCAUUACUUUCAUAGGAGCACUGUACUUUAAGCUCAAUCGUUGUACUGGCGACAUUGGUCGUAAAGUUACUCCACAAUCUUCUAUGGUCGAUGAGAAUACCAUCAUCAAGACACCUAUGGAGCUGGAGAUCAUAGUGGUGGUGACGUUCGGGGCGCUGUUGGUGAUGGAUCAACUUGACGAUGGUGCAGCUAUGGGCUUCGCCAUCACACAGUUUCUCUUGUUCCUGAGCUCCACUGUGGCGGCAUUGACGCGCAUGAUGAUGAAGCUGCCUACUGAUCCUUUUCCGGGCAGUGCACCGGCGUCAGAGUUGCUCCACAAGACCUUGCUUCUACUUCUACUGGUGACGGCACACACAUUGGCCGCGGAGUGGCUGGGCGAGGAUGUGGUUCUGUUCUGCAUGCCGGAGGUUGUUCCGGUGCUCCUCUGGUACAGCCUUCACCUCGACCGCCCACACCACCACCCACUCAUCAGCGUCGACAAAAUGAAGCCACGCAUGAAGGGGCUCAUUGCCCUAUCUACACUGGUGGUAUUUCCUCUUUUCGCAUACAUGGUGAACUCCAUGGAUGUUUCUGGGCUCUCCUGGUGCACGAGGAUCAUGGUGUCAUGUGGCGUCUCAGGGGUUCUGACCUACUACCUUGUGUUCAUGCUACGCUACUGGCAUUGGCCGUGGAAAAGAGAAGCAGCAGCCGCUGGCCGCAGCAAGGACGAUGUGGUUUCCUCCGGCAUGCUCAAGUUUUUGGCAAAUGUUUUACUCAUAACGGCGGCAUUGCUGCUGCUGCUAAGGUAUAUGGUUUCUGUCCGGCUUGGUCUGCAACCAUCAUUGGUUGGUAUGCUACAUUUAAAUUCGCAACGACUAAGCUAGUACUUCUACUGUAUCGUAAUUGUUGGAUGUGUCUCUCUGUACUACUAUAGUACACCAAUUUUUAACCUAGUUUAGCCUCCACAGUGAUGCAGAAGCACUUGUUGGCCGUUGAAUUCUUCCAUAGGAUGAAUUACCGCCGUUUAUCAACGUUGAACCCAACUGAUCAAAUGGUCGUUGUUUCUGGGAUUCGCUUGGCAGGCCGCACGCCAAAA